Molecule: messenger RNA, 270 nt
Organism: Mesorhabditis spiculigera
Lineage: Eukaryota; Metazoa; Nematoda; Chromadorea; Rhabditida; Rhabditidae
Source: the annotation of a GenBank genome assembly
AUGAUGAUAUUUCGAACCGAAUUUGUUGGGAUGUUAGAGCAGCUCGGAAGAGAAUUCCCGAUCCAUCAUCUUAGUUUGUUUCAUGAAGAAGGUUCUCGUUUAAAUAAAAUGCACCGAUAUUGGCCUCCAAGAGAAGACCCAUUGGUCUAUCUCGGCUACUCGCUAGCUGUUUAUUUAUUAGCAAGAAUUAUCGAUCCGGUUUAUUUAAGAGACGCUUUGCAUUCUGUCAUUGUGGGAGAAGAAACCACCGAAGAUGUAAAGGAAGCACGU